CGAUGUAAAGCCUCUUGAUGCGUAUCCUAGCAAGAAGCCGGUUGGUGUAACAGAUAAGAUGGCUUUUCUAAGUAUAGAAAAGAAAGAAAAAGGUGAAAAGUGUAAGCAUCAAGAUGGAUCCGAAGUGUGUGAUGAUAAAAGCCUCUUAGCUGCUCGAAAAGCCUGGAAUGGUUAUUUGGAUUCGAGUAAUCAGAGGUUAAUGAGUUCAGCAAAUAUGAUUAAGGCCAAGGCAGGAUUGACUGAACGGAAUAAAGCUUAUUUUCGGAACCCUUCAGUUAGGGUAAAUUAUAUAACUGGACCUAGAGUAGAUUCUAGGAUAAGUGAUGGUGGUACAGUAACGGCUAAGAAGCCUAGGAGACAACAUGAUGCUACUAUUACUAAGAAGCCUGAACCUCAUGCUCUUUCGGAUGCUACGACUAGCCAUGGAAAUAGUAGCCAUCAGAACCUUAGUAGUGACAGUGAUAAUAAGGAUAUAGAAAGUGUCAGCAGUUCGCUUAUAGGGACUAGUUUAUCAACUUCAUCGAAUGAGCCUCCUAGUGUUUCGACGCCAUCGGUCCUCGUCACGAAGGUUAAGUUGAUUGAAGAUGCACAAGGUUGUGCAACUGUAACUGUUCCUAUUCCGGUUGACUGUCAGUCGAGUGAUGAUGAGAAGAAAGUGUUUGAUGGUAACAGCCAGUCUACAGUGCUGUGUGAUGACGAUGCUAUUGUUGAGCAUUUGUCUUGUGCCGC
Messenger RNA from Schistosoma turkestanicum, 729 nucleotides. The record is from the annotation of a GenBank genome assembly. Lineage: Eukaryota; Metazoa; Platyhelminthes; Trematoda; Strigeidida; Schistosomatidae.